GUGUGUGUGCACGCGCAUGCAGGUGUGUGCACGUGUGUACAUAGGUGUGCACAUGUACAGUGGACUAUAAUUACAAGAAAACCUCUCCUCUGUAAUCCCAGCCGCUUUCUCUCCUGUGACCUUCCUCUCUCUCAUCUCCCCUUCCCAGCAUCUUCUUUUGUCUCAGUCGUUUAGGCGACUGCCCUUGCUGCUCCCAUGUCACCAGCUGCUCUUUUUUUAAAGCAAAGUUCUGGAGAGAAUAGUAGUUAAGAGCAGGAAUUUGGCUUUCAGUCCUGGCUUUACCAUUUGCUGCUGUGUAACUAAGGUAGACCAGCUAUCCUCCCAAGUCACUCAGUGAAUUAGGGGUGAAAACAUGGACCUUGCUGAGAUAUUAAAGCAACAUCAAGUUAUUACAGUACCUGGCUCGUCGUGAGUGGCAAAUAACUUGUCUUUCUUAUAAAUUGCAGCCUACAUUUACCUCUCUAUCUUUCUUGCUUCCUUCAUUCUCUCAUUUCUUUCUUCACUAUCCCUACAACUUCUCCCUUUUCUCCCAGGUUAGGCUCUGAAAAGAAAGUCUGGAAUCAGAAAUCUCAGAAGGAGAAAUGUCCUAAUUCCUUUACUUCUUAAUAAUUAGGCUUGAACAUGUGCUUGCUUGACUUUGCUCAGCCGCAGCUCACUGUUUUGGCUGGCAUGUUGAGCUCGUUGGAGAUAAGAUCACAUUCUGUGAAGUUUAUAUCGUAAGUAUUGUUGAUAGAAUCUGGGAGGAAGUACAAUAAUUGAGUGUUUCCAAGAAUAUUGGGAACUUUCUAACAAACCGUGUGUAGUUUUGAAACUAGAGAAGCAGGAGGGAAAUUUUGAACUUAUUCCUCCACUGAAACCCUGGAGUUUGAGUUGUUUUCCAGUAACAGUAGAGUUCUUCAGAAUAUCAACUGGGGCAGCGGGGAACACCUGCUGCAACAUCUAAGCUGAGCAGAUCUCCGUUAGUUUUACAGUCUAUGCAUAAGGUACCACAUCAAGAAUAAAAAUCCUUCAUAAAUUAUCUGCUUGCAGGAUUUAUUAAUAAAUUAUUAAUUAUUGUUUAUUAAUAAUAUUUUUCAAUCCUAUCAUGGAGCAUAUCAUCCCCAUCAGGAACUGGAAGGUGUGCAAUGCUGGAGCGAGUGUAGGAGGUGAGAAGCCAAGGGUGCAGUCGAAAGGAGCCACUAAUCAGCAGGUGGCAACCCAGUUGCUUCCUAACAGCAAUGGUUUCAGAAAUCAAAUUGGCUGUUUUCUAUCACUGAGUGGUGACAGCUGCUUGGCAAAGAAAUUGUGCAGGAAAUUGGAAUGUCACUCAAGCCAUCAGAUAAAACCUAGCCAUAGAGGGCAGUCUGAUCUUUCCGUAGACAGUUCCAGGGACUACCUUUCUCAUGCCAAUCAAGAGCUUUCUCCCUGUGCUCAAAAUUCCAUGCUCUGGGGUCUCAUUAACUACCAUGACCUAUUCAGGGGCUGAAGUAACAUAUGACUUGGCUCUUCCACUCCAGAGACUCACAGGACCUAGAACUGUGCUGCUUUUACCACCAGUGUGAGUGACAGGGCUGCCUGUGCGUGAGCGGUCUUGAAAGCAGAGAUCAGCAUGAAUCGGGGAGCCAGAUGCAAGCGUGAGCAGGUGAUGGGGGGUGGUUCUAUCAAUACAGCCCCCAGCUGCUCACAAAGCCCUUCUGCUUGCUUUAUGUCACCACCCACCUGCCUCCUACCACUACCUCCCAAAAUGGGAAAGCCUAAAAAGGUGGACAAUUCCCUGUCGAUGUGGAUGUAGACAGAAAUCGAACAUUCUGACGGUGAUGGGAGCUGUGGCAGGCUUCACUCUACCUGGAACACAACUGUCAUUCAUGAGAUGCAGAAGUUCAGGGAGAUUAAAUGGCUUUAGUUGAGGCCACUGAGUAGGAAGGAGAGCAAAGACACACAGGCUGCUGCUGGGGCGCUUUGUUCUGAUCCCUCCACAUCCCAGCGUCUCCACAGAGGUAAGGAGAAUCAAACAGGCUAUCACCUGGGGAAGGAAGAGUGGAUGCAAGACGGAGGAAAGCGAUCAGUUCCUCUUCUCAGGUAUUAUUCAUUCGGAUUUUCUCAAUUUGUCACAGGUGCCAGAAAAUACCGCAACAUGAAAAGUGACAACCAGAGCUUCUCAGGGGACCCCCCUAAAGCCUUCAUCCUUCUGGGUGUGUCUGACAGGCCAUGGCUGGAACUCCCUCUCUUUGUGGUCCUCCUGCUGUCCUACGUGCUGGCCGUGUUGGGGAAUGUCGCCAUCAUCCUGGCAUCCCAGCUGGAUCCUCAACUCCACAGUCCCAUGUACACCUUCCUCAGCCACCUGUCCUUCCUGGACCUCUGCUACACCACCACUACGGUCCCUCAGAUGCUGGUCAACAUGGGCAGUUCCCAGAAGACCAUCAGCUACGGAGGCUGCACUGUGCAGUAUGCAGUCUUCCACUGGCUGGGAUGCACGGAGUGCAUCCUCCUGGCCGCCAUGGCCCUGGAUCGCUACGUGGCCAUCUGUGAGCCCCUGCACUACGCCGUUCUCAUGCACCGUGCUCUCUGUCAGCAGCUCGUGGCUCUGGCCUGGCUCAGUGGCUUCGGCAACUCCUUCGUGCAGGUGGUCCUGACUGUGCAAUUGCCGUUCUGUGGGCGGCAGGUGCUAAACAACUUUUUCUGCGAGGUGCCGGCCAUGAUCAAGCUGUCGUGUGCCGACACAGCUGUGAAUGAUGCCACGCUGGCUGUGCUGGUGGCCUUCUUCGUGUUGGUGCCCCUGGCUCUCAUCCUUCUCUCCUAUGGCUUUAUUGCCCGCGCAGUGCUCAGGAUCCAAUCCUCCAAGGGACGACACAAGGCCUUUGGGACGUGUUCCUCCCACCUGAUGGUCGUCUCCCUCUUCUACCUACCUGCCAUUUACAUGUAUCUUCAGCCCCCUUCCAGCUACUCCCAAGAGCAGGGCAAAUUUAUUUCUCUCUUCUAUUCCAUAAUCACCCCCACUCUCAAUCCCUUCAUCUACACCCUGAGAAAUAAAGAUGUGAAAGGGGCUCUGAGGAGACUCCUGGCCAGGAUCUGGAGGCUCUGUGGACGAUGAGGACGUGAGAUGUAGCAUCUCCAUCAAUUAAAGAGCACUGCACAAGUCUAUUGUGCACUCAGAGCAUCUUUCACUUAAGGAGUUAAUACCCAGAGAGCUCAAAAACUCUGUCUUCAAACAUCUCACUUCCUGUCAUAAUACCCCAAAUCCCAUAGCGACAAAGUUCAUUUUAAAAGUGUAAUUCUAAGAGGUCAUAUGUUUUUAAGCAUUGUUUAAAUAGACUUCAAUAAGUAUGUGUGGAAUUAUUUAACUUCCAAUUUCCUGAUUCUUUUCUCUUUUCCUCUUCCUGUAUUUCUUUUAUUUUUUCCCCAUUUGUGUCUUCUAUUACUCCUAAGUAUACACGAGAUGAAGCUGAAAUACAAUCUUAUUUUACUUAUAUGUUUACUUAUGUGUUUUACUUAUGAAUAUGUGUUUUUCUCCAUAUACUUAAAUCUCCACAAAUUUUACAUGACUUUUUCAAACAAUUCCAGGAAUUAAGUAGAUUGCUAUCUCUUUCCUGUGAUUUUGGAUUUUUUUUUUCUCUGUAG
This is a messenger RNA of Cercocebus atys (sooty mangabey), 3597 nucleotides long. RefSeq names its product olfactory receptor 2B11. The transcript has 2 exons. Bases 2021 to 3070 code for a protein of 349 amino acids. Gene Ontology annotation, molecular function: olfactory receptor activity; G protein-coupled receptor activity. Lineage: Eukaryota; Metazoa; Chordata; Mammalia; Primates; Cercopithecidae. Gene Ontology annotation, biological process: G protein-coupled receptor signaling pathway. Gene Ontology annotation, cellular component: membrane. The record is from RefSeq and is a predicted model, not a curated record.